AUGGAGAUCCUGGAACGGGACUUCCGGGUUCAUAUCAAGGUUCAUGAGCAGAAGGUGCAGAACCUGGAGUACGAGCACAAAGAAGCAAAACGUCAAGUGCAUGACACUGGUGAAAAUGACCUGCAAAAAGAGCGAGACAUGCACUCUGAGCAGCUUCUCCAGAUGAACAAGGAGAAGCUUGAUCUCAAGCGUGACAUCCGAGAAACGCAGCUCGAAAAUGAGGGGCAAGUGAAGAUGCUCAUUCAGGGCUUCGCCAAGCGCUUGCAGAAUCUCCGGGAUACCUUUGAGCAGAAUCACCAGCAGUUGCAGGCUCAAUACGAAGAGCAGGUGGAACAGCUGAAGAUCGAUCUCGAGCUCCGCCGGAAGGUGGAAAUCCACGAGAUCGAAGAGCGAAAAAACCAGCACAUCAAUGAGUUGCACUUCAACCACCAGGAGGCCUUUGAUGAGAUCAAGGCCUACUACAAUGAUAUUACCCACGACAACCUCCAGUUGAUCAAAUCCUUGAAGGAUGAGAUCAAUGAGAUGAAGGAGAAGGAGAAGACCAAUAAGAAGAAGAUGGAUCUUCUCCGACAGGAAAACAGGGACCUCACUCAGCCCUUAGAGGACAAGCUGGCAGAACAGAGGGACUUGGAAGAAGAGCUCAAGACGUACACGAAGGACAAAAUGGCGUUGAAGAAUCUAAAGGCGCACUACAAGAGGCUUGAGGAGCAGAUCUCUGAAGCCAAGCAGGAAUACCGCGCCUGCGAGGACAAAUACAGAAAGAUGGAGAAGGAGCGGGAUGACCUGUACAAGCGCUUCAAGAAAGCAGUGCAGGAGAUCCAGAGGAAGGCAGAGCUGGGCAAGAAUAUGGUCUUGGAAAAGAAGCUCGAGGAAUUGGCACAGCAAUUCGAAGAGAAGCAGGCGCAGCUCUCGGAAGUGCUCGGCAACGCCAAGCUGGAUCCCAGCAUUGUGGCCAACGUCACCAAGAAGCCAACGUUGGAGCAGGUGCUGGGUGCCAAGAAUCGGCAAAUCAAGGACCGUCCAGCAGCAGAAGAGAGAGAGAGAGAUCUAUGUAUAUAUAUAUAUAUGAUGUAUGCAAAGCAAGGACUAAGGCUAAGGUGCUCUUGUUGCAAAAACAGAAGGCGCCUUCUUGUUACACCACACAGCGAGGGGUAG
Molecule: messenger RNA, 1155 nt
Organism: Durusdinium trenchii
Lineage: Eukaryota; Dinophyceae; Suessiales; Symbiodiniaceae
Source: the annotation of a GenBank genome assembly